Molecule: messenger RNA, 2604 nt
Organism: Cuscuta campestris
Lineage: Eukaryota; Viridiplantae; Streptophyta; Magnoliopsida; Solanales; Convolvulaceae
Source: the annotation of a GenBank genome assembly
ACAUUCUCCGUAACAUUGACGGCCAUAGAAGACUCGAAGAAGUUCCUCGGAUCACUUCUUCCGUGGCUGGCUCCCUUUAGGUUAUGCCGUUUCCCCUCCAGGUUGUCUUAGACUACAAUUCCAAGGGAUUCAUAAUACUUAGGAUAUGGAGCAAAUGUUCCUCUGGUCAAAUUGCUGCAUGCAUCGAGUUUUGUCAUUCCAGGAAGUGCUUGAUUGGCGGUUUCUCAGCGGCAGAGUUUUUCUUGUUUCUUUUGUCAAUUGCACUUAGUCAGGAGAUUUCUUUAAAUAAUAUGCACAAGAGGCCAAAUGCAAGUUCAUUAUUUUAUUAAGUGUGAGAAGCAGCACCCUUCCCUUCGUUAUUAUGUCAUUUGCGACUCAAUUUUAUCAUCUUGCAAUUCAUUAUUGCCACUGCUUUCCUAAUACAACAACCAUUUGAGAUCUUUUCAAGUUUUUCAUGUGAGGAAUAAAAUUCUCUGAGAGAAUCAAUGAGGUUAUUUAAUAUCACAAAGACUCAGAGUGCCUACAAAUUUGCUUAAUGUCAUAGCUUCUUAGAGAUCUGAAUUGCUUGGAGUAUUCAGUUCACUCGGCUGAAGAAUCUACAUCAGCAGUGCCUAGUAUAAAUGAGAGGUUGUUUUGUUGUUUGAGAAGUCUCAAUACAACGUGCAAUGAGCUGACAAUCAAACCUGUUUUCUUGGGCUGCAUUAUGUUUCAGCUAGGUUGUGAGUGAUAUCAUGAUGCUUAACAGUCGUACUCCUUGCGGUACCUUGUUUCCGCCUCCUUGUGUUCCCGGUCUCUGUUAUGAGUUAUUUGAUGUGGAAACUAUUAUGGUUGUAAAGCUCCUCCAUAAUCCUGCUGGUUUUAUGUGGAAGAGUAUACAAACUUAACAGUGAAUUUUCUGAAACCAGCUAGGCCAGUAGUUAUUUAUAUCUGUUGUCUUCUCCAAACAUCUAUUAAAGAAAGAAAUACAUACACUAUUUGUGUGUUCUCUCUCUUUCCAAUCUCCACCAACUGUACUGUGCGUUGGUCAAUAAAAAUGGAAAGGUAUAAAAUAAUUACUGAAGUUGGUAAUGGUACUUUUGGGCGUGUGUGGCGUGCCCUAAAUACUCAAACUGGUGAAAUGGUAGCAAUUAAAAGGAUGAAAAAGAAGUAUUAUUCAUGGGAAGAAUGUAUGAACUUAAGAGAAGUUAAGUCUUUGAGGAGAAUGAACCAUCCUAAUAUUGUGAAGCUAAAGGAAGUGAUCAGGGAAAAUGACACUUUAUUUUUUGUGUUUGAAUACAUGGAGUGCAAUCUAUAUGAACUUAUGAAAGACAGAGGGAAGCUUUUCUCAGAAACUCAAGUGAAAAAAUGGUGCUUCCAAGUAUUUCAAGGUCUUGCAUAUAUGCAUCAACAGGGAUAUUUUCAUCGCGACCUUAAGCCUGAGAACUUGUUGGUGUCGAAGGAUGUCAUUAAAAUAGCUGAUUUUGGUCUUGCUCGUGAGGUCAAUUCUGAACCACCGUAUACCGAAUAUGUUUCCACACGCUGGUAUCGUGCUCCCGAAGUUCUUCUCCAGUCUCCAACUUAUGGGUCUGCUGUUGAUAUGUGGGCAAUGGGUGCAAUAAUGGCCGAAAUGUUCACUCUUCGCCCUCUAUUUCCAGGCUUGAAUGAAGCAGAUGAAAUUCAGAAAAUAUGCAAUGUAAUGGGAACCCCAACAAAUACAGAAUGGUCAGAUGGUCUUGAGCUUGCAAAUGGUGUUGGAUAUCAGUUCCCAAAGGUUGUAGGUGUACAUCUCUCAGUGCCAAUUCCUUCUGCUAGUGAGGAUGCAAUCAAUCUUAUUACUUCACUUUGUUCAUGGGAUCCUAGCAAGAGGCCCACAGCUGUGGAAGUUCUUCAGCAUCGUUUCUUUGAGAGUUGCUUCUCUGUUCCACCAUCUAUACGCGCUAAAGCAUACCCCCCAAGAGCACCUAAUGCUGCAGUAGGGCGCUAUACCCCUGGUUUCGCUACAUCUGGUGUGAAGCCCACAUUGGAACAAAAACCCAAGAGGUGGUCCUCAGCCACUAUAUCAUCCAAUUCAACUCCCACUGGUGACCUCUGUGCUGUUAGAUCACAUCUGCCCUUGAGCACAGGUGCUCAAAGGAAGUUGGAGAUGAACUGUCAAAAUCCAACAAAGAUGGUUAAGCCCCCUGCAGAAUCAAUGAAGCAACAACAGCCGAAAUAUCGACCCUCAGCAAUGAAAGUUCCAACGGAAAAUCCCAGGGGAUGGUCAAAUGCAAGCGUGAAGCAUUCAAAUACGAGCUUUGGUUCAGCCAGACCUGCUUUGAAGCAGCAGCAGUUUCCUCAGCCUAUGAAGGCUGGGGGCUGGCAGGGUAACCCUGCCAUGUUCCCCAACUCUAAUGAUGUUCUUCCUGGAAGAACUUACCCCAGGAAAGUGGCGGGAUGAAGAUUGUCUCUAUAUUAGCUGAGGUUUUUCCCUUUUCCCUUUUGGUGCGAAUUAUGUGAUUGCGAUUUGUGGAUGUGUUGGGUAUUCGACGCUACAUGUUUUUCAUUUACUAGUUUUUACUGACAAUGUGGUUGUUCUAUGUCUACCAUGGCGCACUUAAUAUGGAGAAAUAAAUUCCUGCCUCGUUC